Messenger RNA from Fusarium fujikuroi IMI 58289, 1161 nucleotides. RefSeq lists its product as uncharacterized. Lineage: Eukaryota; Fungi; Ascomycota; Sordariomycetes; Hypocreales; Nectriaceae. Bases 1 to 1161 code for a protein of 386 amino acids. The record is from RefSeq and is a predicted model, not a curated record. The transcript has a single exon.
AUGGUCUCACUCGAGUAUGUCUCGAAGCUGCUCCCGUCGAAAAGCCUACGCAAGCUGGCCUCAGACCGUUUGACUGUCAACAUGCAAUGGAAGCUACAGACACCGGUACCCUUGAUUCUAGAGAGCAGCGAGCUUUCCCCUGGUACACCACUCAUAGGGGAAGCCAUACUCGACACGAGGAAAGAUUUAGACAUCAAGAUAUUCCACCUAACGUUGCGCCUCCAUCGCCACUACAAGAAACCCCUUCGUUCCAACUGCCCUGACUGUGCUCACGAUUAUGUUCAGCUUCAAAGGUGGACGUUCGUUCAAAGCGAAAUCCUGUCAGCCAAUGGAAAAUAUCCCUUCAUGUUCACUGCGCGGCUUGACAACGACACGCCUCCUUCGGUGACCACACCUCUGUUGGACCUGACGUACGAACUGACUGCAGAGCUCAUUCUAGCCACUGGAGAGCCCGUUGUCUGGAAACACAGGCUCGAAGUGAAACGUUUACUAUACCGACCCGAAAUUCUUCGUGUCAUUUCUCUAGCAAUUCCAGGAACCCCGCUAAACGCGCGUUUGUCGUCGGAACAAAUUAUCAGACUGAACAAGAAAACUCAGGUAGACUUUUCUCUCUCGAAAAGUAGGCACGGACAAGGAGGUGAGAUCUACGCAUGGGAAGCAAUGGGAGUGGAGUGGAGGCUUGAAGAGCGCGUAGAGGCCCCACUAGGUAUUUGUGAGCGACACGCGGACCAAGACGAGAGCGAGUCUAGCAGGCAAAGGCAAAGCGUCUCUCACACAAUAGCAAAGGGACGGCCUCGCAACGAAUGGAAGGUCUUCCAGAGUGAUCAAGAGACGACUUCAACGCUGAGUUUCGAGUAUGGCCCGAUCGCGAAGAUGAUUCCAAAACGCCAUAAGUCAUGCGCGUGCGAAGAAGCCUCGAACAGCACCCUCAGGAUUUCGCACGACUUUGUCCUGGAAGUUUCGUUGUCAGCAGUAACAAUGACAUUUGAUAAGACCGCUGAUACUGCAGCCUCUAACAGUUCUCGAAUUAUAAGAAUUCGUCGACCUGUCAUCAUCACAGAGUGCCAAGAUAAUACUUUCGAUAAUGUUUUUGAGAACCUUGGCGAAGUGUUACCGGUGUAUACAAGGGUCGAGUCUGAUUUACCCGUCUACUUUGUAUGA